Striga asiatica is the source of this 1699-nucleotide messenger RNA. The record is from the annotation of a GenBank genome assembly. NCBI's taxonomy places the organism in Eukaryota, Viridiplantae, Streptophyta, Magnoliopsida, Lamiales, Orobanchaceae.
AGGGCAAAAACCAAAACAAAACCUCAAACCUCCGAGCAUCACAGAUUUCCAACCCAAAAUUCAACCACCGCAAAAAAUGGCCGCAGCUUACGAUUCCGAUCAGCCCAUCCCCGGUGACACCGCCGGCGGAGGAUACGACUCCAGCUACGUGCCGGACUCCGUCAAAUCGUUCGUAGUUCACAUGUACCGCCACAUUCGAGAGAAGAACGUGUACGAGAUUCAUCAGAUGUACGAGACGUCGUUUCAGAGCAUCAGCGAAAGGUUUUUCAAGGACAGCCCGUGGCCCUCCGUGGAGUCUGUGGCGCCGUACGUUGAUAACGACCAUGUCUUUUGUUUGCUGUAUCGCGAGAUGUGGUUCCGACAUUUGUACGCCAGGCUCUCGCCUACUCUCAGGCAACGGAUUGAUUCGUGGGAAAAUUAUUGCAAUUUGUUCCAGGUUGUAGUGCAUGGUGUAGUGAAUAUGCAGCUGCCAAAUCAGUGGUUGUGGGACAUGGUUGAUGAGUUUGUUUACCAGUUUCAGUCAUUCUGCCAAUAUCGGGCUAAGAUGAAGACAAAGACCGAGCAGGAGAUUGCACUUCUGAGGCAAUUUGAUCAGGCAUGGAAUGUCUAUGGUGUCCUCAAUUACCUACAAGCACUUGUGGAGAAGUCCAAAAUCAUUCAAAUUCUAGAGCAGGAGAAAGAAGGCGCUGAACAGUUUACGGCUACAGAUGGGUAUGAUUACAGUGGCGGAAGUAAUGUCUUGAAGGUCUUGGGGUACUUCAGCAUGAUCGGCCUUCUUAGAGUUCACUGCUUGUUGGGUGAUUAUCACACAGGCCUUAAAUGCUUACUUCCAAUUGACAUAAGCCAACAAGGAGUGUACUUCAGUGUUAUUGGCAGCCAUAUUGCGACUAUAUAUCACUAUGGAUUUGCAAAUCUUAUGCUGCGAAGAUAUACAGAAGCCAUUAGGGAAUUUAAUAAAAUCCUCCUCUACAUCUUCAAGGCCAAGCAAUACCACCAGAAAUCUCCUCAGUAUGAGCUGAUACUGAAGAAGAAUGAGCAGAUGUAUGCCUUGCUUGCUAUUUCUCUUUCUUUGUGUCCUCAGGUGCAGCUUGUUGAGGAGACUGUGAACUCUCAAUUACGGGAAAAAUACGGUGAGAAAAUGAUGAGGAUGCAAAGGUAUGAUGACGAGGCAAUUCCACUGUAUGAUGAGCUCUUCUCUUACGCAUGCCCAAAAUUCAUCACCCCAUCUGCCCCAAGUUAUGAGGAGCCUCUUGUAAACUAUAACCAGAGUUAUGGAUAUUGGAUACCUUACUCCCUUGAGGAUGCCUAUAGACUUCAGUUGAAGUUGUUUAUUUAUGAAGUGAAGCAGCAGCAACUAUUGUCGGGCCUCCGGACAUUCUUAAAAGUGUACUCAACAAUCUCCAUCCCGAAGCUCGCAGCAUACCUGGAAGUGGAUGAACUUACUUUAAGGACAAUUUUGAUGACGUACAAACACAAGACACAUGCCGUGGAUUCAGAUGGGAAAAUCACUUCCAAUGCAGAUAUCAACUUUUACGUUGUUGAUGAAAUGGUUCAUGUUGUCGAAUCCAAACCGGCAAAGAAAUACGGAGAUUAUUUUAUGCGCCAAAUCGUCAAGCUUGAAGGAAUAAUGACGAACAUCGACAGGAUAAAAUUGGAGUAAGUGGAAAUGAGGUUGCAGCUGGAUUUUUUUGAAUGUUUG